AACAAAAAUUAAUUAAAACAGAAGAAAAGCUUAGAACUGAGAAAUAUUUUAGGGAAGACGUUUUUAAAUACCUUUUCAUUAAUGGUACUUUUUUUUAUUAGACUAAAUCUGCCGCAAAUAAUGAAGGCCUAGGGGUCCAUGAAGUAUGUGAUAUAAACAGGUUAGGUUUGUCAUCAUUGACAGCAUGAAGACUGUACUUGCCUUAACACUGUUAACAUCUUGGAAAUAAUUAGUGGUCCAAAAGCUGUCUUGCUGCAGUCGUUCAAGGCUCCCCUUAGCCUUGUGGCUACUGAUGUUUCUCAUCACAUUUGGUUUGGUCAUCAUAGCGCUGGCCACGUCGGACUGGAUGGUAUGGACUAAUAACCUUAAUUACUCACGAACUGAGAGAGGUUUGUUUUACUCUCGAGACGACGUGCUCCAGUCCUGUUUUCUCAGUGACCUGAUCAGAAGGACGCAGGACGAUAGAUAUUCGCAAUUCAGUGUUAAUUCUGUGGCUGGUUUACUUAUUGCUGCUGCUGUUGUUGACGUUAUUGCCGUUGGUUUCGGACUAUUUUAUUUUUACAUCAAGCAGAGAGAUAAACAGAAGUUAUGGAGAUAUUACAUUCCUACCACUAUAGCUGCACUCACUGCAGCUGCCUUUGUUUUGAUUGGUUGUCUUGUAUUUGUUAUGGACAUGAGCGAGGUUAUUGAGACCACAAUACCAGUCACAAGAUACUUAGCCUGCAGCACUGACGUCAAAGGUGCUCACGUUAUGGUGGAAUAUUACUGGAGCUUUUACUUAGCUCUUAUCUCAGGCGGUCUGUCGUGCAUCAAAGGUCUUCUAUUUACUUUAUUGGCGUGGAGAUGUUGAAUAUACAAAAGUUAGAACCAUUGGAUUUUCAUAUAUAAAUUCUGUGCAUCCGUAGUACAGAACAUUGAAGAAUUGAUGACAAAUAAUAUAUUUUUUAUGCAUCCAAUUGAAAUCUUUUUUAAGCAAUAAAUACGGGUGAGAAAGAGAACGAAGAAGAAAGUGAAAUAGACAAAAGUCACAAUGACAAAAUGGAAUCUAAAGAACGUAAAAAAUGUAUAGAGGAAGUUAAGGAGAAUAAAACUAUAAAUAAAAAUGAUCAAGAAAGCGAUAUAAACUUUUCACAUGUAAAUUAUGACAGUCUGGUAUGGAUGUAAUUUUUUUGUAUACAGCUAUGAUGUUUUGUUUGGUGUAAUGCACUCCUUACGGACAAUAAAGACUAUUAUUAUUAUUAUUAUUAUUAUAUUGGAAGAUAACUGUUCCCAAUAAAUAAUAAAAAUUAUUUGUGUGCUUUAAGCUGAAGCGCUUAUACAUUUGUUGCUGCGGUCCUUAAAAGUACAAGAAAUGGUUUACAUUAUAAGUCUCAUAUAAUUUAUUUAACGGCUUCGCAGAAAAUAAAAACGGAUUAUUUCAAAACUUAAAAGGCUGGAUUUUAGAAUGGUCUAGAAAGAUCUUUAAAUAAAUAACAUGGAGGGUGAGUGAGUGAAGCUCAAACUAUAAUAAAAACUUUUAAUUAUAUGUCAUUUCAUUUUUUCUUUUUCAAUAAAGACAUUCUUUUUUUUG
This is a messenger RNA of Biomphalaria glabrata, 1570 nucleotides long. RefSeq lists its product as uncharacterized. Lineage: Eukaryota; Metazoa; Mollusca; Gastropoda; Planorbidae. Bases 293 to 850 code for a protein of 185 amino acids. The transcript is spliced from 5 exons. The record is from RefSeq and is a predicted model, not a curated record.